GGAGCUAAGCGAGGGGCCGGGGGGCGCGGAUCCUGAGAGCCCGGCUGGGAAAAGCCGAGACACCGGAACGGAGCCCGGGAGCUGUAAGCGGCGGGAACCGGCCUGGAGCCGGACGCAUCAGGCACCGGGUGGUCCUCCCAACCGAUCGCUGCACGCAGAGUGGUCCCUAGGAACCCCCUGCCCGGCCGCAGCCCCUUCCCGGGCCCCCCAUGGCCCGGGCCGCAGUCCUCCCGCCGACCAGGUUGCCACCGACGCUGCCUCUGCUGUCCUUGCUGCUGCUGCUGCUCCGGGAAACAGGAGCUCAGGAUGUGUGGGUACGAGUGCUUCCAGAGGUUCGGGGUCGCCUGGGAGACACCGUGGAGCUGCCAUGCCACCUGCUACCACCCACCUCAAAUGUGCGCGUCUCUCAGGUGACCUGGCAGCGCCUGGACUCAGCAACUGUGGCCGCCUUCCACCCAUCCUUUGGUGUGCAGUUCCCCAACCCUCCCUUCAACAAGGAGAGGCUGUCCUUCGUCAGAGCCACACAGGACACAAACAUGGACCUUCGGGAUGCCACACUGGCCUUCCGGGGACUGAUGGUGGAGGAUGAGGGUAACUACACCUGUGAGUUUGCCACGUUUCCCAACGGCACACGCCGGGGUGUGACCUGGCUCAGAGUCAUAGCCCAGCCAGAGAAUCACGCCGAAGCACAGGAGGUCACAGUUGCCCAGGAGCCUAUGCCUGUGGCCCGAUGUGUUGCUGAAGGGGGCCGGCCACCUGCCCGAAUCACCUGGAUCUCAUCCCUGGGUGGAGAGGCCAGAGACACCCAGGAAUCGGGAUUACAGGUUGGCACGGUUACUGUCGUCAGUCGAUACACCUUGGUACCUGACAGCCGAGUGGAUGGUGUCAAGGUCAUGUGCAGAGUGGAACAUGAGAGCCUCGAGGAACCAGUCCUGCUGCCUGUGACCCUCUCUGUGCGAUAUCCACCUGAGGUAUCCAUCUCUGGCUAUGAUGACAACUGGUACCUCGGCCGAACUGAGGCCACCCUGACCUGUGACGUGCGCAGCAACCCAGGGCCCACAGGCUACGACUGGAGCACGACCUCAGGCGUCUUCCCAACCUCCGUGGUGGUCCAGGGCCCUCAACUACUCGUCCACUCCGUGGAUCGCCUAGUCAACACCACCUUCAUCUGUACAGCGACCAAUGCUGUGGGGACAGGCCGCGCUGAACAGGUCAUCUUUGUUCGAGAGUCACCCAGCACGGCAGGUGCAGGGGCCACAGGUGGCAUCAUUGGAGGCAUCAUUGCUGCCAUCAUUGCUACAGCUGUGGCCGCCACAGGUGUCCUCAUCUGCAGGCAGCAGCGAAAGGAGCAGAGACUGCAAGGGGCAGAGGAGGAGGAUGAACUGGAAGGACCUCCCUCCUACAAGCCACCGACCCCCAAGGCCAGGCUGGAGGAACCAGAGAUGCCCUCUCAGCUCUUCACUCUCGGGGCCUCGGAGCACAGCCCACUGAAGACACCAUACUUUGAUGCUGGUGUCUCCUGCGCUGAUCAGGAAAUGCCUCGAUACCAAGAGUUGCCUACCUUGGAAGAGCGAUCUGGGCCCCUGCUGCUGGGGGCCACAGGCCUGGGCCCCUCCCUCCUGGUGCCUCCAGGGCCUUCUGCUGUAGAGGGAGUUUCCCUGGGUCUAGAUGAGGAAGAGGAGGAGGAGGAGGAGGAGGAAGACUUUCUGGAUAAAAUCAACCCCAUUUAUGAUGCCCUGUCCUACCCCAGCCCCUCUGACUCCUACCAGGGCAAAGACUUUUUCGUGUCACGGGCCAUGUAUGUGUGAGGUACAGUGUCUCUGGCCUCUCACUUAUCACCCUUUACCCCUCAGCUUUCUGUCAGGUGGUCUAGAACUCCUGGCUCCUGGGCGAACCAUGGUCUCCUAUCACCCCAUGCAUUCCAUCUGUGAUUUCUACCAUAGUGGCGCCAAUGUGACCUCCAGUCUAUGAUUUCUGACCCAGAGAAACCUGCAAAACAACGGACACCUGAGACUUAUCUCCUGAAGUGCAGAUAGUUCUGCGCCAACCUCUGACCCCAAGGACUCCUAAGAUCUAGCUGGACCCUUUGACCAUGCCACACCUCCCACCUGCAUCUCAAGAGUCCCAAAGAAGACUCCAGACCUCUGAUUUGUCCCCAGGCUAUACAGUCCCAUAGGUCUGCAAGCUUGAGAUUACGGGCUUCCAGUUGCUCAGACCUGAGCCCUCAAGGCAGCGGAAGUCCCUCUACCCCCUUCCUAUUUCCUUUCCCUCCUGCAGGCAGGAGUCUCAGGGUCCACAUCUUCCCCUCAUCCCCCAACACCCUAGUUCCUGUCUCCAGAGCAUGAAGCCCCAGCCCAGUGCUAAAGGGAUGAGCCUCAUCCAAGUGUGCCUUGCAACCCAAGGUUUGGGAGAAGUUGCUGUUACCCUGAAGACUACUGAAUCCUUUUUAUCCGUGCCCAGUGGGAUGAGCCUAAACAUCCUUCUUUAGGGGAAAAAAAAUGGGUCAUCUGGGUUGGGAGUUCAGGCAAUGAUACUGUUUUGUAAGCAUUUCCUACAAAAUAGGUGUUUAUACUUUGA
This is a messenger RNA of Nannospalax galili (Upper Galilee mountains blind mole rat), 2577 nucleotides long. RefSeq names its product nectin cell adhesion molecule 2 (gene Nectin2). Lineage: Eukaryota; Metazoa; Chordata; Mammalia; Rodentia; Spalacidae. Gene Ontology annotation, molecular function: cell adhesion molecule binding. Gene Ontology annotation, cellular component: apical junction complex; plasma membrane; focal adhesion. The transcript is spliced from 9 exons. Bases 210 to 1808 code for a protein of 532 amino acids. Gene Ontology annotation, biological process: coreceptor-mediated virion attachment to host cell; susceptibility to natural killer cell mediated cytotoxicity; cytoskeleton organization. The record is from RefSeq and is a predicted model, not a curated record.